This is a messenger RNA of Rotaria sp. Silwood1, 2282 nucleotides long. The record is from the annotation of a GenBank genome assembly. NCBI's taxonomy places the organism in Eukaryota, Metazoa, Rotifera, Eurotatoria, Philodinida, Philodinidae.
AUGGACAAAAAGCAACAUUCAAAAUCAACUGCUAGUGGAUCAUCUUCUCCUUCCACAAUAAAUAAACCAAAAGAAUCGUCAUCAACAACAGCAGCAGCAUCACUACCAACAACAACGACAAGCAGAAAUGCAGUACUUCCUCAAACUGCUCGUCGGAUUCUUCAAAAUUUCCUUUUGGUAUGGCUCGAUGCCAAUUUGCAAGAAUCCGAUAACGAUUUUAAGAAUUCGUUGCAACAUCUUCGAAAAAUUGUGGCAUCCAUCACAACGUUUACGGAUGCCCAACAAUGUGUUAAUUUCCUAAGUGAAAUCAAAAAAGAAAAGGUAUUUAUGAUUGUAUCCGGUUCGUUGGGUCGUCAAAUAGUGCCAGAAAUCGAAGCAUUGCCACAACUGGAAGCAAUUUAUGUGUUUUGUGGCAACCAAUCGGUUCAUGAAGAAUGGGCUAUAAAAAUAAGCAAGGUUAAGGGUGUAUAUACUAAAAUAGAACCAAUUUGUCAAGCACUUGAAAUCGAUCGACAACGAUGUGAUCAAGCUAUGAUCCCGGUCAGCUUUAAUGGGCUUGAUCCAUUAUUUAUGUAUACACAACUUUUAAAAGAAGCACUUUUGGAAAUUGAAGACGACGAUGUCAAAUCGAUUAAAGAUCUCGUAGAGUACUGUCGUCUACAAGAUGAUGUUGAUGAAUGUCAAAUUAGGAAGGUCGAAAAUGAAUAUCGUGAUCAUACGCCAAUAUGGUGGUAUACAGCGGAGACAUUUAUUUAUCCCAUGCUCAAUCAUGGACUCCGACAAAUGGAUGUCGAUAUUAUCCUGAAGAUGGGUUUCUUCAUUCGCCAUUUACAUAAUCAUAUUACCGAACUACAUUGCGAACAAAAAGCCAGCAUGCCAGCAAAAUUUCAAGUCUUCCGUGGACAAGGUUUGUCCAUGGAAGAUUUUGAAAAAAUGAAAAACACCAAAGGAGGACUUAUGUCCUUUAAUAAUUUCUUAUCAACAAGUCGCAAUCGUCAGAUAUCUUUCAAAAAAUUUGCACGACCAGCAGCAUUUAAUACAAAUUCAGUUGGCAUCCUUUUCAUGAUGAACAUUGACACGGCUAUUUGUACAAAAUCAUCAACACCAUUUGCCGAAGUAAGCAAAGUUGGCUACUACAAAGAUAAAGAGGAAGAAAUACUGUUUUCAACACAUACAAUUUUUCGUAUCGAUCGCAUCGAAAGAAUUGAAGACAACCAUACUGAUCGCUUAUGGCAAGUUAAUCUCACUCUCGUCGGUAAUCAGGAUGAUGACUUUAACAAGCUCACAUCAGCGCUGCGAAAAAAAUUCACUUGGGUAACAGGAUGGGCUCGCUUUGGUGAUAUACUCAUUGAACUCGGAGAGUCUAGAAAAGCAGAACAUCUCUGUAAGAUACUCCUUGAAAAAGCCACUUCUGAUAAACAACGAGCGGAUUAUAAUCAUCAGCUUGGUUUGGUAUAUGGUGCCCUGGGUGAAUACUCUAAAGCGCUUCUAUAUUACGAAAGAGCACUGAAUAUCAACGAGAAAAUGCUCCCUCCGAAUCAUCCCAACUUGGCUGCUUCCUACAACAACAUCGGUGCGGUGUAUUAUAAGAUCGACGAGUACUCGAAAGCACUUUCAUCGUAUGAACGAUCGCUUGAAAUCAAGAAAAUAGCUCUCCCUCGGAAUCAUUCCGACUUGGCUACUUCCUACAACAACAUCGGCUUGGUGUAUUAUAACAUGGGCGAGUACUCAAAAGCACUUUCAUCGUAUGAACGAUCACUUGAAAUCCAGAAAAUAGCUCUCCCUCCAAAUCAUCCCGACUUGGCUCAAUCCUACAACAACAUCGGGUUGGUGUAUAAUAACAUGGGCGAGUACUCGGAAGCACUUUCAUCGUACGAACGAUCACUUGAAAUCCGUAAAAUAGCUCUCCCUCCGAAUCAUCCCGGCUUCGCUCAAUCUUACAACAACAUCGGGUUGGUGUAUAAAAACAUGGGCGAGUACUGGAAAGCACUUUCAUAUUAUGAAAAAGAUCUUGAGAUUACCAAGAAAGUUCUCCCUCCGAAUCAUCCCGACUUGGCUCAAUCCUACAACAACAUCGGUAAUGUGUAUAAAGACAUGGGCGAAUACUCGAAAGCACUUUCAUAUUAUGAAAAAGAUCUUGAGAUUACCAAGAAAGUUCUCCCUCCGAAUCAUCCCGACUUGGCUCAAUCCUACAACAACAUCGGUAAUGUGUACAGUAACAUGGGCGAGUACCCGAAAGCACUUUCAUCGUACGAACGAUCACUUGAAAUCAAGAAAAUAGC